This is a messenger RNA of Thamnophis sirtalis, 5060 nucleotides long. Lineage: Eukaryota; Metazoa; Chordata; Lepidosauria; Squamata; Natricidae. The record is from RefSeq and is a predicted model, not a curated record.
CAAAGAGCAGAGCGAUUGCUAUCCCAGUUGAUCUUGACAGCCAGGUCAAUAACCUCUUCCUGAAGUCUCACAAUAUAGUGCAAAAAACAGCGAUGAACUGGAGGAUGACGGCAAGAAAUGCUGCCCGGAGAGAUUCUGUGAUGGCAGCGUCAAGGGAUUAUCGUAAUAUCAUUGAGAGGUUGCAAGAUAUAGUAUCAGCUUUGGAAGAUCGCUUACGGCCACUGGUCCAAGCUGAAUUGUCUGUAUUGGUGGAUGUUCUUCAUAGACCAGAACUGCUUUUCCCAGAAAAUACAGAUGCUAGAAGGAAAUGUGAAAGUGGAGGUUUUAUCUGCAAGUUAAUAAAACAUACUAAGCAGCUGCUGGAAGAGAAUGAGGAGAAACUUUGUAUUAAAGUAUUACAGACACUCAGGGAAAUGAUGACCAAAGAUAGAGGCUAUGGAGAGAAGCUGAUUGCACUUGGUGAAUUGGAUAAUGCUGAGGAGCUUGAUCAAAGUCUACCAGAGAGACAACUUGAAGAUCAAAAAAGGGGGGAGGCCCUGAGACAGGUUUUGGUAAAUCGUUACUACGGGAACAUCAGAAGUGGAGGAAGACGAGAGAGCCUCACCAGCUUUGGCAAUGGACCUUUAUCUCCUGCAGGGCCCAACAAACCUGGAGGAGCAGGAAGUGGGUCUGGAUCCAGCUCAACCAACCGUGGUGAAAUGAGUUUGACAGAAGUCCAGUGUCACUUGGAUAAGGAAGGAGCAUCCAAUCUAGUUAUAGACCUCAUCAUGAAUGCCACUAGUGAUAGAGUUUUCCAUGAAAGCAUCCUGUUGGCUAUUGCCCUACUGGAAGGUGGCAACACAAUUAUACAGCACUCCUUUUUUUGUCGCUUAUUGGAAGAUAAGAAAUCAGAAAAAUUCUUCAAAGUUUUUUAUGAUCGUAUGAAAGUUGCUCAGCAAGAAAUCAAGGCCACAGUCACAGUUAACACCAGUGAUUUGGGAAACAAAAAGAAAGAUGAUGACUCCGACAGAGAUGUGCCAGCAAGGAAGAGAGCAUUAAGGGAACCCCUGACCCAAAUAACAGAGGAAGUGAGAGAUCAGUUGGUUGAGGCCUCCACCGCUACAAGGAAAGCAUUUAACACCUACCGAAGAGAAGCCGAUCCUGAUGAUCAUUAUUCGGCUGUAGAAGGAGCACAGUCGGUGGCAGAUAAAAACAAAGAUGAACUGGAGAUGAGUGCUGUCAUCACAAUAAUGCAGCCCAUCUUACGUUUUUUGCAGUUGCUGUGUGAAAACCACAACCGGGAUUUGCAGAACUUUCUGCGUUGCCAAAACAACAAGACUAAUUACAACCUAGUGUGUGAGACAUUACAGUUUUUAGAUUGUAUUUGUGGAAGUACAACUGGAGGACUUGGAUUGCUUGGGCUGUACAUUAAUGAGAAAAAUGUAGCAUUGAUCAACCAGACUCUGGAAAGUUUGACAGAGUAUUGCCAGGGACCAUGUCAUGAAAAUCAGCUUGCUCGCCACAACAAAGAAUUGCAAAACAUGUUGAAGCCUGGAGGACAAAUAGAUGGAGACGAAGCUUUAGAAUUCUAUGCCAAGCAUACAGCUCAAAUUGAGAUAGUUAGAUCGGAUCGUACUAUGGAGCAAAUAGUCUUCCCUGUGCCCAGUAUAUGUGAGUUCCUCACCAAAGAAUCUAAACUCCGGGUGUACUACACUACAGAAAGGGAUGAGCAAGGCAGCAAAAUCAAUGAUUUCUUUAUGAGUUCUGAGGACCUUUUUAAUGAAAUGAACUGGCAAAAAAAGCUGAGAGCUCAGCAUAUCUUGUAUUGGUGUUCCCGCAACAUGUCCUUCUGGAGCAGUAUUUCAUUCAACCUUGCAGUCCUUAUGAAUCUACUGGUAGCAUUUUUCUAUCCAUUUAAAGGAAUCAAAGGAGGUACACUGGAGCCCCAUUUAUCAGGCUUACUCUGGACGGCCUUGUUGAUAUCACUUGCCAUUGUUAUCGCUUUACCUAAGCCCCAUGGCAUUAGGGCUCUAAUAGCUUCUACAAUAUUGCGAUUAAUUUUUUCUGUAGGUUUACAGCCCACAUUGUUUCUUCUGGGGGCUUUCAAUGUUUGUAACAAAAUUAUAUUUCUGAUGAGUUUUGUUGGUAAUUGUGGAACAUUUACUAAAGGAUACAGAGCCAUGAUCCUUGAUGUUGAGUUUCUUUAUCAUCUACUGUAUCUUCUGAUUUGUGCAAUGGGGCUCUUUGUUCAUGAAUUUUUCUACAGUUUAUUGCUUUUUGACUUGGUGUACAGGGAGGAGACCUUGCUGAAUGUCAUUAAAAGUGUCACUCGCAAUGGACGUUCAAUCAUCUUGACCGCUGUCCUUGCUCUUAUUUUGGUUUACCUGUUCUCAAUAGUAGGAUACCUGUUCUUCAAGGAUGACUUUAUCUUGGAAGUAGAUAAGCUACCUAACGAGACACUAUUGCCAGAUCAACAUAAUGAAAUUGGAGAGCCAAUGACUAGAGAGUUCUUAUAUUCUAAUGUGUGCAAAAUAAAGGAUGGUGAGAAUUGUUCUUCUGUUAUUCCUUCUACCGAGCUAGUUUCUGAAGAAUCUGAAGAGGAUAAAGAACAUACAUGUGAGACGUUGCUGAUGUGCAUUGUUACUGUGCUUAGUCAUGGGCUGAGAAGCGGGGGCGGAGUAGGAGAUGUACUCAGGAAACCAUCCAAGGAGGAACCUCUGUUUGCUGCAAGAGUGAUAUAUGAUCUCCUCUUCUUCUUCAUGGUGAUCAUUAUUGUCCUUAAUCUGAUUUUUGGAGUCAUUAUUGAUACCUUUGCUGAUUUAAGAAGUGAGAAACAGAAGAAAGAAGAAAUUUUGAAAACAACAUGUUUUAUUUGUGGUUUGGAAAGAGACAAGUUUGAUAACAAGACAGUGACUUUCGAGGAACAUAUUAAAGAGGAGCACAAUAUGUGGCAUUAUUUAUUCUUCAUUGUGUUGGUAAAAGUAAAAGACUCUACGGAAUAUACAGGGCCUGAGAGUUAUGUAGCAGAAAUGAUAAAGGAAAGAAAUCUGGAUUGGUUCCCCCGGAUGCGUGCCAUGUCACUUGUUAGUAGCGACUCAGAAGGAGAACAGAAUGAACUUAGAAACCUGCAAGAGAAGCUUGAAUCAACGAUGAAGCUGGUAUCUAACCUUUCUAGUCAGCUGACGGAACUUAAAGAUCAGAUGACAGAGCAGAGAAAGCAAAAACAGCGUAUUGGUCUCCUAGGACAUCCUCCUAUCAAUGUGAACCCACAACAACCAGCAUAAAUUGGAUGGGUGGUUCGUCUCCCCAUUGUAUUUCCUUCCUUCAUACCAGAGUUGAGAUCCAGUUCUUAAAGCUGCUUCGAUGUAUUCCCAGUUCAUGUAAAUAAACCUGAUUUUUUUAUACUGUAUGUAUAGCACUGCUCUGAGAAAGAAAGGAGCUUAUAAAUAUGGGCAUAUUAUGAGAGGAGGAUUACAUUUGUACUUUCAAAAUGUGUUUUUAUAGGAAGAAAGGCACAUCUAAUUUGCACUUGAAAAAAAAGGAUUUAUGUCUAAAAGAAUACAUGAUCUGUAUUUUGUAUUUAAAACCUCAGAUAGCGAGUAUUUAUGUUUUAUACAAUUGUGCAAUAUGAAUUAUGCAAUCACACUAGUUUCUUUAGGAAUGUAUCCUAGAGGGGGUGCACAUUUUUUAAUCUGGUGUCAUCUUACUCCAUUUGCAAAACAGCAUCAAGUGUCCACUGAUAUGGGCUGCUGCCAAAUGCUGUUCCUAGUGCGGUUUACUUCUCCAGGCCCAAUUCCCUGUUUGAUUUUUUGUUUGUUGGUUUGGUUUGGUAAAAUACAGUAUUUGAAAUAGUUUGAAGCACUGUGGCAAUAGAGCCUUAUUUUAUUCCAGCCAACAUUGAUCGAUCUCCCUAUUUUAAAACAAAGGUGUUUUUUUUCUUCAAAAUCUUAUUGAGCUGAUUCUUCGAUCAUGGUACUGGAAAAGUUAAUCCAAACAUUAAUUAAUGAAUAAAACUUGAAGGGAAUCUUUUGUUUUGUUAUGACAGAUUAUAUCAGGCUGGUUCUCAAGUCUGGUAGUCAGGGUAAUCUUCUAAAAUACUUUUCUUGGUUUUGGUGUCGUUUUGGUUUAGAAGAACCUAGAAUAAUGUAGAUCUAUCCGUCUAUCAUCUGUACAUUUUGUUACUGUAUUCCAACAGAGAUACAUUUCCUUCAGUUAUACUUUGUACCAGUUAAAAAUAAACUUGGCCUUCUAGGAUCCCUAGCUGAGCACUGAUUUUCCAAUACUUGUGAAAGAGCCACUAGAUAUAGAUUAUGCUUUAGUUUUUCUUCACACUUUGUUAAUCUUAAAAGAUUAUAUAAAUAUAUAUAUAUAUAUAUAUAUAAAUGUCAUCUAGUUUUGUACAUGAUCCUCAGAGAUUACAGAAGCAAUCUCUGUUUUUAAUAAGAAGCAGGGAGGUGAGUGCUUAUUAAAGUUUGAAAAUGCAAAAAUAUAGAUAUUUAAAUAAAUGAUAAAAUAAUAUGUACAGAGUUCCAGAGUGACAGCUUCAUUCCUUGCAAGAAACUUGAAUUUUCUUUUCAGAAUAAGAUUUGGUGAAAAGAGCAUCCUCGAAUCAGUGUGGUUUGUUAGUUUUCGUAUUUCCAUCUAUAUUAUUUUUAUAAAUAAUUCAAAUUGGCAACAUACUUAAUACUCCUUCUUCCUCCUAUUUUUCUCACAAUAACAACCCUGGAGGUGGGGUGGACUGAGAGUGACCGGCCCAAAUUUACCCAGCCAGCUUUCAUGCCUAGAGGCAUCAGCAGAGGUGGGUUGCUCCCGAUUUGGCCCAGAUCGGGUGAACCAGUAGUAGUGGUGGCUGGAGGCUCCACCCAUCUGCCCAGAUGCUUACAACCCCACAUCCAUGAGCAAACCGGUAGUAGAAAAAUUGGCAACCUACCUCUGGGUAUCAGGAAUACAUUAUCUUCUGGUUUCUACACUAAAUGCAACUGGUUUAUGAAGAAGCUUUAAAAUAGUAUCCACUGCAAGCAGGACAAAUCUUACUCAAAGUACUACGUUUGCUAUAAUAAAAAUAACUUUCAGCCAUUGCA